UAUAGUUACAAACAAAUACCGAAGACACUUUCUUUGCUUGGUAUAUGCAGGUUAUAUUAUAAGAAUUUAUUAGUAGGUAAAAAGAUAGUAUCUUUAAAAUGGUUGAAAAGGAUCCCCAGCUCAGCGCUCUCAAUGUAGGAGAGCUAGAUUUAUUUGUCGAUAGUAUGCAACCAUCCCAAAUCGAAUGCAUCGGGAAUCAGGGAUGGGUGGAUUGGCACAUAAGAUUGCAGAAACUGAACCAGCAAGCCGUCUUAGAAGCUUCUUCAUUGCAAGAGGAGCUCACCAAAGAAACCCUUAUUUCGGCUGGGAAGCUCCCGGUUUUAGUCUACGAAGCAAUAUGCAUCCAAGUGUGGCGCACCAAGAUAUUUCCACAAAUUAUAAAAUUAGAACCCGCACCUGAGAACACUUUCGGGGUUUAUAUGGUGUUAUACCACGAGGCUGCAGCCGUUGGCUUGUUAGAAACGGUCCUCUUCCACGAGGACGGAGCGCAGUGCAUCAAUGAGGUCGUGGUGGACUUGCUCAACUAUGCUGUUGACCAGCUCACGGCACUCUUGGCUCUUAUCAAUAACGACUAUUUGAAACCAGUGACUUCCAAAGAUCUGGAAUCGGAGACAGCCAUUGAAGAGUUGGAGAGACAGAAGCGCGAUCUGCAGUUCGACAUAAGCAUGAGAUGCAUCUCAAUUGUGCGCUACAUAGCGGAGCACAUGGAGGUAGGCGGCGCGGGCGCCUCCAUCUCGACCAACUUGUACAAGACGCAUGACGUGCCCUCCUUACUGACGCAUCUGCUGAUACAUGAGCCCUGGAUGAAGAGGAACGAGGCUGGAGACCUGCAGAUGUUCAAUUUCGGUCGCUGGAGCAAGCCGUCAGCCGAGGACUUGGCUCAGAUGCACCGCACGGAGGUGCAACUGUGGCUGUGCUUGCGUCAGUUGUUGUUGGAGCCACGUCUCGCACACUACUACACUAUAGACGAGUGUCGACGCAGCGCUUUCUGCAGGUUGCAAGUCAAAAUGACAGACCUCAUGCUGGACCAGAUCCCGCCUCUAGGCGAUCUGAAGAUGUUCCUCUGCCGCCUAGCAGUUGGAGACUACUCCAGUCUUCACAACCGCACCAACGGUGUCAAGAACCCUGGGUGUACGCUCAUUGAGAUUGUGCCACAGAUAAAAGACGCUUACUUAAAGCAAGUCCACAAGAAAACAAGGACCUUAGCUAAGGCCCAACUAGAAUUAUUCCACAUGGAUGGAUCUGAAGAGUCGCGGAUUAUGGCCAAGAAACUGCUGGAGUCGUACACUAGCGAUGCAGCCCUUGCUUUGGACAGUGGUGGCGCCAAGUGUGCUAAAUGCGGCGAUAAGGCCACUAAGAAAUGUUCGAGAUGUAAAACGGAAUGGUAUUGUGGCAGGGAAUGCCAAGUUCAACAGUGGCCGAAGCACAAAGAACUCUGCGAUCAAUUUGCGAAGAUUUGUGUUUAGAAACUUGAUUUGAGUUUGUGCGUUCUGUUUGAUGAGUCUGAU
Molecule: messenger RNA, 1508 nt
Organism: Helicoverpa armigera (cotton bollworm)
Lineage: Eukaryota; Metazoa; Arthropoda; Insecta; Lepidoptera; Noctuidae
Gene: Zmynd10
Product: Zinc finger MYND-type containing 10
Exons: 10
Coding region: 99-1466 (455 amino acids)
Biological process (GO): outer dynein arm assembly; motile cilium assembly; inner dynein arm assembly
Cellular component (GO): cytoplasm; centriolar satellite
Source: RefSeq, a predicted model, not a curated record